AUGGAUAGAGAAUGGGGUUCGAAGCCUGGCAGUGGAGGCGCCGCCUCCGGCCAAAACGAGGCCAUCGAUCGCCGUGAGCGUCUCCGUCGACUUGCUCUUGAAACCAUUGAUCUCGCGAAAGAUCCUUAUUUCAUGCGAAAUCACCUUGGAAGCUAUGAGUGUAAACUAUGUCUAACGCUGCAUAACAACGAAGGAAACUACUUAGCGCAUACUCAAGGUAAGAGGCAUCAGACUAACUUGGCAAAGAGAGCUGCUCGUGAGGCGAAAGAUGCUCCGACUAAGCCGCAGCCACACAAGCGAACAGUCUCAGUUCGCAGAACAGUUAAGAUUGGUAGACCUGGGUACCGGGUUACAAAGCAGUUCGAUCCCGAGUUGAUGCAGAGAUCUCUCCUGUUCCAGAUCGAGUAUCCCGAGAUAGAGGACAACAUAAAACCAAAGCAUCGUGUGAUGUCAUCUUUUGAGCAGAAAGUUCAACCUUAUGACAAGAGAUAUCAGUACCUUCUAUUUGCUGCUGAGCCAUAUGAAAUCAUAGCCUUCAAGGUUCCUAGCACGGAGAUAGAUAAAUCAACCCCAAAGUUUUUCUCUCACUGGGAUCCAGACUCAAAGAUGUUCACUGCCCAUGCCACCACCUCCACCACCAGCUGCUUUCGGACAACCUAA
This is a messenger RNA of Arabis nemorensis, 660 nucleotides long. NCBI's taxonomy places the organism in Eukaryota, Viridiplantae, Streptophyta, Magnoliopsida, Brassicales, Brassicaceae. The record is from the annotation of a GenBank genome assembly.